AUGGCCGGACGUUCAGGGAGUAACAACAAAGACUACAACAUGAAACUUAUCGACACGUUGUACAAUCAGGUGCCUGCAUUUACAGAUGUUUUUGACGAGGAAACUUGGUACAUAUUUGUCGCAUGUUUUGUUACCGGUACCUUGGUACUCGCCUUUAUUUUGUCCAGAUUCAUUACUCUGAAACCGGUCGAAUAAGUUUGCCUUCAUCGUAACUGGCUUUUCACUAAUUUUUAACGCUUAAGAAGUGACUUGAUUGAUGAAAAUAAUACUAUACACCAAAAUUUUUAUUCGUGUCGUCAGGCUGGUAAUUGAAAAAAUUAUACUUCAAUUCCCGAAAUUUCACAGAUUUUCCAGAACUUUCAAUCAAUUUUUAACCACCUAAUAUUCCAUCCUAUAAAAACAUCCAUGGCGAUAUUUGUGGGAAAUUUCAAAAAUUUUAAUCGUCUUCCUCCAGUUUACGAAAUGAUUAAGUUCUAAUUUCUUCAUGUCUCAAAAAAUGUUGCAUCCUCUACAAGUUUUCCGACGAUUUAAUUACUAUCAUUCAUUAUUGUCAUUCUGACUCACAAUCAGUUGUUUUUCGAUAUUUUUCGAUUUUAUUUUUUGCUUUACGAUGAAAUGAAAUAACACUGAUUCCACAAAUUGAUGCUAUGAAAAAGUUUUGCCACGUAAUUGUUUAUCUAUGAGAAAUGAUUUCGAGUAAAAUAAAAGGUAUUGAAAACUUGUACUUAUUUUCGAAAAAGUAGGGCUUUGCAGUCUCAUAAAAAAUAAAACAAUCGAAGUCACUUUGACUAACUUUAGUGAAAAGAGUGACAUUUCGAUAUGCAUAUAUUUAUAUUAUUUACACCUAUUGUGAUUGGUAACUCUGUUUAUAUUUGAGUUACACCGUGAUUCUCAAACAUUAUUCUAGUCCUAAAUUUAAAAAAUAAAAUAACACACUAUAUGAUUUAUUGGUCCGUACUAAGGUACCGGCGUGAAUUGACAGAGCGUAUAUUCAAUUUCGCCUUUACGAUGCGGCAGAAAUUUUUCACCUUCAGACACAAGAAUUUCUACUCGCUAACCGACAAAUUUUAUCCCUUUUCGUCGUUUUAAAUGAGUAAGUGAUUUAACGACAAACGCAUUUCUCUGCAGUAACAACAAUAUAUCAAUUUUUCAAUUUCCUCGUCCCGAUUACCUGUUUAUCAUUGUGAAAAACUAAUCGACAUAAAAUACCCUUAUAUUGUGUGGAUUCUGUUGUUUUUAUUGAAUAAAUGUUAACUACUAUCAAUGGA
Neodiprion virginianus is the source of this 1268-nucleotide messenger RNA. RefSeq lists its product as uncharacterized. The transcript has a single exon. The record is from RefSeq and is a predicted model, not a curated record. NCBI's taxonomy places the organism in Eukaryota, Metazoa, Arthropoda, Insecta, Hymenoptera, Diprionidae. The coding region runs from base 1 to 195 and encodes 64 amino acids.